AUGGGAGGAACAACGCCAUGGCUAGUGAUCUUAGUGAUAUGCGCUGUGUUCGUGUGCGAAAGUGCAGCACUCUCUGGUGCUAUGAAGGUGGAGAGGUACUGUGAGAACCACUGCCAGCAGCAAAGUUUCCGUCUCCGACAAUUAACAACCAACAACGAAGAGAAAGAAAAGUGCAAAGAUAAAUGCUAUGCUUAUUUUAAAAAAGCAAAAAUGAUGAUUACCAUGCAAGGAGGAGAUGAAGCUAAUCUUAAUUGGGAAGCCGUUAAUCUACCAAAUCCGUGCGCUCCGGUUUUUGGUCCUCCUUUUUGGUUUUGUUGGAACUGA
This is a messenger RNA of Microthlaspi erraticum, 324 nucleotides long. Lineage: Eukaryota; Viridiplantae; Streptophyta; Magnoliopsida; Brassicales; Brassicaceae. The record is from the annotation of a GenBank genome assembly.